Messenger RNA from Echinostoma caproni, 603 nucleotides. The record is from the annotation of a GenBank genome assembly. Lineage: Eukaryota; Metazoa; Platyhelminthes; Trematoda; Plagiorchiida; Echinostomatidae.
GGUGAUACGGUCACAACCGGCUCGGCCACAGAACGUGACGUGUUCAAUGAGAAACCGACCAAAGAAGAGGUACUGGCUGCCACACGCGAUUCCGCUACUGCAGCAUCCCGUUUGGCUGGUAGUGCCAUUUUGCACACCACCUUGGGGGAUAUUCACAUUCGUUUAUGUCCUCGCGAGUGUCCCAGAACGGUGGAAAAUUUCGUGGGACAUUCCCGUGCCGGAUACUACAACGGUCAUAUCUUUCAUCGUGUGAUCAAGGGAUUCAUGAUUCAAACUGGGUGUCCUCUCGGUACCGGCACCGGAGGUGAGUCCAUUUGGGGUGGCGAGUUCGAGGAUGAAUUUCAUCCUAGCCUUAGGCAUGAUCGACCGUACACGGUGAGUAUGGCCAAUGCGGGACCCAAUACUAAUGGAUCUCAGUUCUUCAUCACUGUGGCGCCUACGCCUUGGUUAGAUAACAAGCACACGGUGUUCGGUCGGGUGGUGAAGGGAAUGGAAGUUGUUCAAAAGAUAUCAAAUAUCAAGACUCAUGCAAAGAAUGACAAACCGUUGGAAGAUGUGAAUAUUAUCAGUGUUUCAGUACGCGAUUUGGGAGCAGGAAUUUAA